AUGUUGUCUUGGCUUCUUCGGUCUUUACCACGAUUCCCCCUUGGGCGAACAUGGAGGCCACUCAACUUCUCUAAUCCGAACUUCGGCCGGAUCUCUGCAAAUCAGAUAGUGGAAGAGGAAACUCUACCCGAUUAUAUUGCAUCACGCUACUAUCCUACUCGAAUCGGCGAAAUAAUCAAGGACCGAUAUCAAGUCGUUGGAAAAUUGGGAUACGGAACCACCUCAACUGUAUGGCUUGCGUGGGAUAUCAAUUGCCGCUCUUAUGUGACGCUCAAGAUAUUUAUCAAGGCUGCUUCCAUGGGAAAACAGCUGGAUGAUGAGCUCAAGAUGUAUCAACGGAUUGACAGAGCCUCGAAGCAUCCAGGUCGCAACGCGAUCAGGUCUCUACUCGACUCUUUUCAUAUUGACGGGCCCGAAGACAAGCAUCAUUGUCUUGUUCAUCCCCCAUUAUUUGAGAGUGUAUGGGAGUUCCUGCAUCGUAACCCCGUUCAGAGGCUGCACAUCAAGGCGAAUAACAUCAUGUUUGAACUUGCCGACAAUUCAGUCUUCACCAAGUUUGAAGAGGACGAACUCCAAAACCCUUCCCCCAGAAAAGAGCUAGAUGGAAGAUCGAUCUAUCUAUCCCGAGAACUCGAAAUGAUUCCGGGGAAACUAGGCGCCCCCGUUCUAUGUGAUUUUGGCUCGGCUAUGUUAGGUGAUGUAGAACAUCUAGAAGAUGUUCAACCUGAUAUUUACCGAGCGCCAGAGGUGAUCUUAGAAGUUCCGUGGUGGUACAGUAUCGAUAUUUGGAAUGUAGGGUGCAUGAUCUGGAACAUCUUCGAAGGGGGCUCGUUAUUUACAGGCCAUGACCCUGAAUUCCAGACAUAUCAGAGUAGGGCGCAUCUUGCUGGGAUAAUAAAUCUCCUUGGCCCUCCCCCACCCAGCCUUCUUGCCCGGGCCAAGCAAAGCCAAAAGUUCUUCUCCAACUCGGGAGAAUUUCGUGAGGCGGCUUUAUUACAAGAUCUGACUCCGCUCGACCAGAGGGAAACAACCCUUGAAGGUGAGGAUAAGGAGAGCUUUCUACGUAUGAUGCGAGCGUAUGAUGCGAAGGAUGUUGCAGUGGGAGCCGGAGAAGCGUAG
Molecule: messenger RNA, 1119 nt
Organism: Aspergillus oryzae RIB40
Lineage: Eukaryota; Fungi; Ascomycota; Eurotiomycetes; Eurotiales; Aspergillaceae
Exons: 4
Coding region: 1-1119 (372 amino acids)
Biological process (GO): protein phosphorylation
Molecular function (GO): protein kinase activity; ATP binding
Source: RefSeq, a predicted model, not a curated record